Molecule: messenger RNA, 2286 nt
Organism: Ipomoea triloba (trilobed morning glory)
Lineage: Eukaryota; Viridiplantae; Streptophyta; Magnoliopsida; Solanales; Convolvulaceae
Exons: 18
Coding region: 179-2008 (609 amino acids)
Cellular component (GO): nucleus
Molecular function (GO): mRNA binding
Source: RefSeq, a predicted model, not a curated record
AGUUUGUCUAAACUGCUCCAAGGAGAAGAGUAUAAUAUAGGUAACCCGGUAUACAUUGGGGAAAAUUCGCGGCCAACGUUCUUCGAGCAGUGACAAAUCGCUGGAAUUUUAGGGUUCCAGUUCCAGUUACCGCGCACUGACCAACUGCAACUGAAGCUCCAAUUCCUCACCUGCACUGAUGAGCCAUUCGACUGAGCAUCUUCAAGCUGAACAUCAGAAUCCCUUUAAUAAAGGUUCAGAAGUUUUUAUAGGUGGUUUGGCCCGUACUGUUACUGAAAACAAGAUCAGAGAGGUAUUCUCUGCUUGUGGCAAAAUUGUUGAAAUAAGGCUGAUACAGGACCAGAGUGGCAACAUAAAGGGUUUUGGGUUUGUCCGUUUUGCAACAAAAGAGGCUGCAGAAAAAGCUGUAAAGGAAAAGUCUGGAUAUGUUAUAGAUGGACGGAAGAUUGGUGUUCUCCCUUCAAUAGAGCAGGAUACAUUAUUUUUUGGGAAUCUUAACAAAGGUUGGAGUGCUGAGGAAUUUGAAAACCUUAUACACCAGGUUUUUCCAGAUGUUGUAUCUGUUAAUCUUGUAAUGCAUGGAGAUCUGCAAGCUGGUCAAAAGCAACGGAAUCGGGGCUUUGCUUUUGUUAAAUUCUCAUCUCAUGCUGCUGCAUCUCGUGCAUAUCGGUUGGGAACCAGUUCAGAAUUCCUUCUUGGUAAUUUGCAUCCAGCUAUUCAAUGGGCUGAGGAGGAACCAGAAAUCGAUCAAAAAGAAAUUGCUAAGAUUAAAAUAGCCUUUGUUAGAAAUCUUCCAUCUGAAGCUGAUGAAAAUUACUUGAGGGAACUCUUUGAGCGAUUUGGGAAGGUAGAGAGGGUCGUGCUGCCCAGGAAGGGUAACUCCUUGGUGGGAUUUGUUCACUUUGAAAAACGGCUUGAUCUUGACAAUGCUAUCAAGGAAUUGAAUGAAAAAACAUUACCAGGACCAAAUGGAGGGCCACCAUAUAAACUUCAGGUUGAAGUUGCAAGGCCCAUGGACAAAAGCAAGAAGCGCGUUCGUGAUGAGUCACAAAGCAAGUCAUCCACCAACAUUCAGAACCAUCCCAAGGAACCAGAGGAAGUCAAAGUUUCUGAUCCUUAUGAAGCUGCUAUAGUUGCAUUACCAGCUGUUGUCACUGAACGUUUACUGAGGAUCAUGAGGCUUGGGAUUGCUACUAGAUAUGAUAUAACUAUUCAAAGUUUAACCCGUCUUAAGGAGUUACCUGAAUCUACAGUCAUACCUAUUCUUGAUCAGUUUAUGUUGUCUGGAGCGGAUGCGCAAAACAAAGGAGCAUAUCUUGAAGGAUUAAUUGCUAAACAUUAUGCUAAGGUGGGAAAGCACUGGAGUCCUUCAAGUUUUUCUAGAGUUGAGGAUGCCACUUUGACCGAACCUGAUACCGUUCGGUACUCAAAACAAGUUCGUCUCCCUGUUGAUUCCUAUGGCCCACAUGUGCCAUCUCCUGUUAGUAGGUCUGGACUAUACGGAGAUCUCUAUUCGCCAACAUUACCACACCACCAUCUAUUGCAGGGUCGAGUGACGACAAGACUUGAGGAAACUAGCCCUCCCCUACAGGGGAUUAGAUCAAGUACUUCUGCUUAUGGCAGAGCGGGACCAACAUUCUACAACAUCGAGGAAACUAGCCCUCCUCUGCAAAGGCCACUGAGUUCUGCAGCCUAUGGGAGAGUUGUAGCAACGUUAAGAGGAGCAGAGGAAACUAGUGCUCGUCUGCUGGUACCACCCAGUUCUGCUGCAGCUUAUGGGAGAGUUGUAACAACGUUAAGAGGAGCAGAGGAAGCUAGUGCUCGUCUGCAGGUACCACCGAGUUCUUCUGCAGCUUAUGGGAGAGUGGGAUUAAACUCUUACACCACAAAUGCUGCUGAUCAUCAACCUACUCGAUCUCAAGUAAGGUUUGAUCCUUUCACUGGGGAACCUUACAAAUUUGACCCCUUCACUGGAGAACCUAUCCUUCCUGAGAGUUCGUCACGCUAAUUUUUAAAUCCGCACUGAUGAUAAUUAUUCUUGUUGUCCAAACUACGUCGGUAAAGUUGAGUGAGGCACUAUAGGUGUGAAUUUUUUUAUGUGAAUGUUGAUGCAUGGGUUUAUUUUGUUUGUAGAAUAGUUCUGUUCUUGGGUAAAAACCACGCCCUAACAAGUGUAACAGUAGCAUCCUUGGCAUUUGAUAAUUAGGGCUAAUGAGCCCUACCACUUAUUAUUAUUAUUAUUAUUAUUAUUAUUAUUAAGUCCAUGUAAUGCAAUUCUUCUUCUUC